Molecule: messenger RNA, 1187 nt
Organism: Pocillopora damicornis (cauliflower coral)
Lineage: Eukaryota; Metazoa; Cnidaria; Anthozoa; Scleractinia; Pocilloporidae
Product: acylphosphatase-1-like
Molecular function (GO): acylphosphatase activity
Source: RefSeq, a predicted model, not a curated record
UCCUCCAUGGUUUAAUUUGAGCAGCUACUGGGAAUGAGCUUAAGGACACUUGGUAACUUUUAUAUAAAAGCGUUGUUAUGACACCGGUAAACAAACAUGGCGGCUGGUAGAAAGGCAAACUCUCUCUGUUCAGUGGACUUUGAGGUUUUUGGGAAGGUACAAGGUGUAUUUUUUCGAAAGGUAAUAUUUUCUUGAUUAAACAACUCCAGCUCUGGGAGAUUAAGUUAUAAGAAAUGUAUGGCAGACAGAGCAGAGAAUGGAUACUUAGAUAAUGGAGGUGAAACUGAUUUCCAAGUUGCAAAAACUUUUCCUACCACUGUGAGGCCAGAAAAGAUGAAAUGGUCUUCUAAAUUGUCUAUUUUUCAUCCUAGGAGAAAGUGGUUGAGAGUCACAGGAAGCCCACUAUCAAGAAUUGAUCGAUGUGAAUUCAAGAAUGAAAAAAACAUUAGUGUGCUGGAAUUUAGUGAUUUUGACAUCAGGAAAACAAAGCCAUAGUGAAACACAGAGAGUUCCUCUUACAUCAUCUUAUGUAUGACUCAAUCAGAGAAGCUGCUUUACAGGCUGGAACAAUUUUCUGAAACACUUAUCAACUGUGUUCAAAGCAGUCAGAAACCAACUUUCCCUCUUUGCAGUAGAACUAAUUUCACAGAUGUGUUGACCAUAAAUUGAAGUUUGAAAUAGUGGGUAUGGCAUGGCAAUUCCAAUUAUUGUACUGUUAGACUGUUCCAAAAGACUGUUUUACUGGAUUUCUCUAUAACCUUAGCAUUACAGUCACAAUUGUUAUGGCUUUUGAGUGUUUGGUUUUUAAGCACAUUGAAUAUGGUUGGUGGUAGUUUUGGAACACCGUUUCCAGCUAACUUAAACUAACCUUGUGUGGUGACAUUAGUUAAACACCAUCUCAAAUUGUUCAAAAUAUUCAAAGUAGACAGCACAUUUUGCCCAUUGAGAAGAGACUCUAGCAAACAGUGGAAGACUUACUUUUGAAGUGUUUGGCCUAUAAGUGUAAAAUGUCUUCAGUUUUGUGGGCAAAAUUAGAAAGGUUUAGUACUUUUUCUUAUUGUGUCUAAAAGAUUCAUAACAUCAAACAGAUGUUCAAAAUAAAGAAACUGCAUUUUUUCAACAAUGUAUGCUCAUCUUUCAUAAUGACCAAAGUCAACUGGAACUAAUAAAAUGUGAUUGGAGAGGUA